Penicillium brevicompactum is the source of this 888-nucleotide messenger RNA. RefSeq lists its product as uncharacterized. NCBI's taxonomy places the organism in Eukaryota, Fungi, Ascomycota, Eurotiomycetes, Eurotiales, Aspergillaceae. Bases 1 to 888 code for a protein of 295 amino acids. The record is from RefSeq and is a predicted model, not a curated record. The transcript has a single exon.
AUGCCAGUCUUUUUCCUCCGCCUCCCAGGCGAGAUCCGCAACGAGAUCUACAAGCACCUCCUCGUCCGCAAAGUCCCCAUUGACCCCUGGAACGCCGCAGCCUACGAACUAGGACCCCAGAUCCUAGCAACGAACUCCAAGAUCUACCGCGAAGCAAUCCAAUACCUCUACAGUGACAACUGCUUCGAUCUCACGCGCUACAAGUCUGAUUUAUGGGACUAUCCUCUCGUACCGGGUUUCUUGAACAGUCUCACCCCGAGAAACCAAUCUCUUAUCCAGAAUCUCCAGAUCAAUUUUCCCGACGUGAGCGCACCUUCCACGACCAACGCCGACGGAGUAGUAGAGGCUGGUGAAGUCAGUUUGGAAAAGGAGAGUCUGGAGAGCAUGCAGAUGAUUCAGAAAUGCUGUACUGAUCUCCGAAGUAUCACGGUACCGGUUGAAAGCUCUUGGUUCUGGGAGAGGUGGGCUACGGAUUCAGAUCAGCAUCGUGAGAGUGUUGCGCUGCUUGAUUCCCAUUUCCGGGCUAUUACUUCGCUGAAGCGGAUUGUUGUUCAGGUUCAUGUUGGGGAGAAGGUUGAUGCUCAGUAUCACUGGAGUGAUGAUCCGUAUUGGCCAUCUAUGGAGAGGAGGGUUAAGUUGAUGAGGAAGCAGAUGCAGGGACUUGGAUGGGUUUUGGAGGAGGUGGUGGAUGCUGAGGAUGAGGAUUGGUAUGCGAGUGAGGAUGUUGAAGAUAGUGAGGAUGACGAAUAUGAUUCUGAUGAGGAGGAUCUGGAGUAUAGCGAAGGUGAGGAUUGUUUGGAGAGCGAGAGUGGUCUUGCGGAUCUUCUUGAGGAAGCGAAGGAGAUUAUUGGGGAGACGAGAUUGGACGUUAGGCGUGUGACCAGCUGA